AUAUAUAGGUAGACGCCGCGCCGCUCCGCAGUGUUGGCCUUGUUCUCCGCGUUUCUGUGUUUUUUUUUGCAGACGCCGCCCUGUUCUCCUCAGCCUCUGGCCCGCCAUCUCCUUGAAUCCUAACACUUAAUAGGUUAUUACUAUGAGGACUUUGGCAGGAGAUCUCAAACUUGGACACCUGGACAGUCAGUAAUGAAAGAUGCCUUCAAUUAAGUUGCAGAGUUCUGAUGGAGAGAUAUUUGAAGUUGAUGUUGAAAUUGCGAAACAAUCUGUGACUAUUAAGACCAUGUUGGAAGAUUUGGGAAUGGAUGAUGAAGGAGAUGAUGAUCCAGUCCCCUUGCCAAAUGUUAAUGCAGCAAUAUUAAAAAAGGUCAUUCAGUGGUGCACCCACCACAAGGAUGAUCCUCCUCCUCCUGAGGAUGAUGAGAACAAAGAAAAGCGAACAGAUGAUAUCCCUGUUUGGGAUCAAGAAUUCCUGAAAGUUGACCAAGGAACACUUUUUGAGCUUAUACUGGCAGCAAACUACUUAGACAUCAAAGGUCUGCUUGAUGUUACCUGCAAGACUGUUGCCAAUAUGAUCAAGGGGAAAACUCCUGAGGAGAUUCGAAAGACAUUCAAUAUCAAAAAUGAUUUUACUGAAGAAGAGGAAGCCCAGGUACGCAAAGAGAACCAGUGGUGUGAGGAGAAGUGAAAUUUUGUGUCUGAUGCUGUAACACUGUAAGGAUUGUUCCAAAUACUAGUUGCACUGCUUUGUUUAUAAUUGUUAAUAUUAGAAAAACAGUCCACAAAUGCAGCAGCAAAUCAGUUGUAUUAGCAGAAUGUUGUCCUCAUUGCAUGUGUAGUUUCAGUACAGAUUCCAAACUUAUGGCUCAGUUUCUUCUAGUAUGAUCAAAAGUUCUUUAUUCUUUGCUCUGAAUAAAAUUAAACUGUGGGUUCUCUAUAGAAAGUGGCAUUUUGGGCUUUCCCUCUUUUUGUAAAGCAAUUUAUGCCUAGUUUAUUGUCCAGUUAACUUUAGUUUAGUGACUUUUAAAAGUUGGCAUUGUAAAUAAAACAACUUGCAAAAAAUUUUCUGAAAUAGAAUUAACAAUGUAUUAUCUUUUAUUCAUGAGUUGGAAACUGGAAAAAGGCUAAUUGAGGUAAAUGUUAUCAGAGUGGGGUUAUCAGAAUGUCUUCCAGCUUCCUGGAGUCCACUGGUAUUGAUUAACCUGUAUGUAGCAGGGCUCCCUUAAUUGGAUCUGAGGACUUAUUUUUGCAUUUUUAAUCCUCUCAGCUUUGAAUAUGUUGGCUAGAGGCUCAUUUACCACUCAGUUUGUGGUUUGGGAGGAAGCAGAAUUAGACAGUUUGCUGGCUUUUCUAUUAAAAGAGACACUUAACCCCAUGUGGUGUGUCAUCUUUUUAUAAUCAGUAAUCCUAUGUGGGGAAAACCAUAAACACUACUUGCAUGUAAAAAAUAAUUUAACCUUUAAUGUUAAAAUGUAUGGCGUUACCCAGAAAGCAUCAGUCACAAAUGCAAGAUACUUCCAAUAAAAAGUAAGUUACGUA
Orcinus orca (killer whale) is the source of this 1542-nucleotide messenger RNA. It is a transcript of the gene SKP1, whose product is annotated as S-phase kinase associated protein 1. Gene Ontology annotation, biological process: SCF-dependent proteasomal ubiquitin-dependent protein catabolic process. The record is from RefSeq and is a predicted model, not a curated record. Gene Ontology annotation, cellular component: cytoplasm; nucleus. Lineage: Eukaryota; Metazoa; Chordata; Mammalia; Artiodactyla; Delphinidae. The transcript is spliced from 7 exons. Gene Ontology annotation, molecular function: cullin family protein binding. The coding region runs from base 200 to 691 and encodes 163 amino acids.